AUGGCCUCAGUCUUGGAGCUCACCUGCAUCUACUUGGUCCUCAUCCUACAGGACGAUGAGGUGAUGGUCACAGAGGCCCUGCCCAAUGUGAACACCAGGAGCCUCAUCUGCAAUGUAGGGGCUGGUGGACCUGCACCAGCAGGAGGUUCUGCUCCCUCCACCACUGCUGCCCCAGCUGAGAAAGUGGAAGCAAUGAAAAAAGAAUUAGAGUCAUCUGAUGAUGAUAUGGGCUUUUUGUCUUUUUGA
Messenger RNA from Panthera uncia (snow leopard), 246 nucleotides. Its product is annotated as 60S acidic ribosomal protein P1-like. Gene Ontology annotation, cellular component: cytosolic large ribosomal subunit. Bases 1 to 246 code for a protein of 81 amino acids. The transcript is spliced from 2 exons. Gene Ontology annotation, molecular function: protein kinase activator activity; ribonucleoprotein complex binding; structural constituent of ribosome. The record is from RefSeq and is a predicted model, not a curated record. NCBI's taxonomy places the organism in Eukaryota, Metazoa, Chordata, Mammalia, Carnivora, Felidae. Gene Ontology annotation, biological process: cytoplasmic translation.